Molecule: messenger RNA, 939 nt
Organism: Canariomyces notabilis
Lineage: Eukaryota; Fungi; Ascomycota; Sordariomycetes; Sordariales; Chaetomiaceae
Exons: 2
Coding region: 1-939 (312 amino acids)
Biological process (GO): tRNA splicing, via endonucleolytic cleavage and ligation
Molecular function (GO): tRNA 2'-phosphotransferase activity
Source: RefSeq, a predicted model, not a curated record
AUGGCAACUACGUCUCGGCGAGGGGGUAGGGGAGGUCCUAAGACCGGGAGAGGACGAGGGGGAAGUGGCGGCAGUCGUGGUGGUGGAGCUGCAAGGGACAGGCGCGAGGUCGACUUGUCCAAGGCCUUGUCGAGGCUGCUCCGGCACCAGGCAGGCAACGCCGGGAUCGAGCUUGACCGGGAAGGGUACGCGCCGCUUGAUAAGGUGCUACAAUGGGGCCCCAUCCGCUCGUUAGCCCCGUCCUUUGAUGAGAUCGUCGCCGCCGUGCGCGACAGCGACAAGCAGCGCUUCGCCCUGAAACCCAGCCCGGCGACCAACCCGGACCAGGACGAGUCCUCGGCCGAGCCGUCGCACUGGCUCAUCCGCGCCAACCAGGGCCACAGCAUCAAGCUCGACAGCGAGGCGCUGCUCAAGCCCCUGGCCAUCCCCUCCGACUCUGGCUCAUUGGCCCCUGACGACGACGGCAGCGGCAGCGGCAGCGUGCCUGUUCCCGAAACGGUCGUCCACGGCACCUACUUUGCGUUUUGGCCUGCCAUUGUCGCCUCAGGCGGGCUGAAGACCAUGGGGCGGAACCACGUGCACUGCAGCAUUGGCCUGCCCGAGGACGAGGCCGGCGUCGUCAGCGGCAUGCGCAGAGACGCCGAGCUGCUCAUCUACUUGGAUGUGGUCGCGAGCAUCAAGGAUGGCAUGAAGUGGUGGAUCAGCGACAACGGGGUCGUGCUGACCGAGGGUAAUGCCGAGGGCAUGGUGCCGGUAAAGUACUUUAGGGAGGUGGUGGGUCGGAGGCAGAACGUUGGUGUGCUUUGGAGGAACGGAGAGAAGGUGGCUGACUUGCCCGAGGGGUUGAAGAUACGCGCGCCGCAGGGGAAAAAUAGGGGGAGUCACGGGCCCAGAGGAGGCAGAGGCAGAGGCAGAGGCGGCAGGGGGGCCGGGGCGUGA